AUGUUCAUCAACCGUUGAUUAUACUCAACAAACCAUAAAGAUAUCGGAACUCUUUACUUAUUAUUUGGAGCCUGAGCAGGUAUAGUAGGAACAGCCCUCAGCCUCCUUAUUCGUGCGGAACUUGGCCAACCAGGAACUCUAUUAGGAGACGACCAAAUUUAUAAUGUGAUUGUCACGGCCCAUGCUUUCGUCAUAAUCUUCUUUAUAGUAAUACCUAUUAUAAUUGGUGGCUUCGGUAAUUGAUUAGUCCCUCUAAUAAUUGGAGCGCCUGAUAUAGCAUUUCCUCGAAUAAACAACAUGAGCUUCUGACUCCUACCCCCAUCCUUUCUUCUCCUUCUUGCUUCCUCAAUAGUAGAAGCUGGUGCAGGGACAGGGUGAACAGUAUAUCCACCCCUAGCAGGAAAUUUAGCCCAUGCAGGAGCUUCCGUAGACCUAACCAUCUUCUCCCUACAUCUAGCAGGAGUAUCUUCUAUUUUAGGGGCUAUUAACUUCAUCACCACAGUAAUUAACAUAAAACCCCCAGCCAUAUCACAAUACCAAACCCCCUUAUUUGUAUGAUCUGUAAUAAUUACAGCUGUACUCCUACUACUAUCUUUACCAGUCUUAGCAGCAGGUAUUACAAUACUCUUAACUGACCGCAACCUAAAUACUACUUUCUUCGAUCCUGCUGGAGGUGGAGAUCCUAUUUUAUAUCAACACUUAUUCUGAUUCUUCGGACACCCCGAAGUAUAUAUUCUAAUUCUACCUGGUUUCGGAAUAAUCUCUCAUAUCGUCACAUAUUAUUCAGGCAAAAAAGAACCAUUCGGGUAUAUGGGUAUAGUUUGAGCCAUAAUAUCCAUUGGCUUCUUAGGCUUUAUUGUGUGAGCUCACCAUAUAUUCACAGUUGGUAUGGACGUAGACACCCGCGCAUACUUCACAUCAGCUACUAUAAUCAUCGCUAUCCCCACGGGCGUAAAAGUCUUCAGCUGAUUAGCUACAUUACAUGGCGGCAAUAUCAAAUGAUCACCUGCCAUAUUAUGAGCUCUAGGCUUUAUCUUCCUAUUUACGGUUGGAGGACUAACAGGAAUUGUACUUGCCAACUCAUCUUUAGAUAUUGUCCUUCACGACACAUACUACGUAGUAGCACAUUUCCAUUAUGUAUUGUCAAUAGGAGCAGUUUUCGCUAUCAUAGGAGGAUUUGCACACUGAUUCCCUCUAUUCUCAGGUUAUACGCUAGAUGACACUUGAGCAAAGAUUCACUUUGCAAUCAUAUUUGUAGGCGUAAAUAUAACCUUUUUCCCUCAACACUUCCUAGGCCUAUCCGGAAUACCACGACGCUAUUCAGACUAUCCCGAUGCUUAUACAAUAUGAAAUACCGUAUCAUCCAUUGGCUCUUUCAUCUCCUUAACAGCAGUAAUACUAAUAAUUUUUAUAAUCUGAGAAGCUUUUGCUUCAAAACGAGAAGUCCUAAUAGUAGAACUCACACCAACAAAUCUAGAGUGACUACACGGCUGUCCUCCACCUUACCAUACAUUCGAAGAACCCGCAUAUGUAAAGAUACCCUAA
This is a messenger RNA of Propithecus coquereli (Coquerel's sifaka), 1545 nucleotides long. Lineage: Eukaryota; Metazoa; Chordata; Mammalia; Primates; Indriidae. The record is from the annotation of a RefSeq genome assembly.